CUUCUUUCUCGCUGUUCUAACGCAACCGUCUGUUACUAGUUUAUGAAAAUGGAUCACAACAAGAGUUUCUUGUCAAUAUUCUGCUUUGUCCUCGCAAGCAUUGGUCUUGUUUCUGCUCAAGUGUGCUCAAACAAUGCAGGGUCUUUCAGGCCAAACGGUACUUAUGACGUAAAUCGUCGUCUUAUUCUCUCCUAUCUUCCCUCCAAUGUCACAGGUCGAGGUGGCUUCUAUAAUGCUUCUGUCGGCCAAGAACCGAAUAGAGUCUAUGCCGUGGGGAUGUGCAUUCCAGGUGCUAAAGAUGAGGAUUGUUCUGAUUGCAUCAAUGCCGCGUCUGAUGAAAUAAUACGGAGUUGUCCCAACCAAACGGAAGCCUUUUCAUGGCCCCGUGACCCCACGCUUUGCCUCAUUCGAUACUCCAACCGUUCGUUUUUCGGAAAGCUUGAUAUGCAGCCGAGUGUAAGCCUUUUCAACACCGGAGAUCUCGGAGGGAAUUUAACAGAUUUCGAUAGAAUAUGGGAGGGGUUAACCCUUCGUGUGAUAGCUGCGGCUUCCUCGGGCGAGGCCAAUGAGUCAUCAUCCUCAAAACGUAGCUAUUAUGCAGCUGAUGUAGCAGCAUUGACGACCUUCCAGAAUAUAUAUGCAUUAAUGCAAUGCACUCCGGAUAUAUCUCCGGGAGAUUGUAACCGCUGUCUACGACAAAGUGUUGGUGAUUAUCAGGCAUGCUGCCGUGGAAAGCUGGGCGGGGCUGUCAUGAAACCGAGCUGCUUCUUCCGAUGGGAUUUAUAUCCUUACUCUGGAGCCUUCGAUAAUAUUGCGUUGGCUCCUCCUCCACCGAGCAAUCAGGCCGACAGGAGCAAGAAAGACAAUGGAAUGAUCUCAACCGGAGCUAUCGUUGCAAUUGUUGUUCCCACUGUUGUUGUCUUCUUAGUGUUACUUGCUGUAGGAAUGGCUGCUUGCUGGAGGAGAAAAGCCUGUAAGGAAAUUGAAGUAGAAACUGAGGAUGACAUCACAACCGAACGCUCGCAGCAAUUCGAUUUUAAGACAAUUGAAGCUGCAACAAAUCAAUUUUCGGAGAGCAACAGGCUCGGGGGAGGUGGAUUUGGUGAAGUUUACAAGGCCACGUUUAUGAACGGAACUGAGGUUGCAGUGAAGAGAUUAUCAAAAGAAUCAGGACAAGGCACACAAGAAUUUAAAAACGAGGCUGCUCUUGUCGCAAAGCUUCAACACAGGAAUCUUGUUAGGCUCCUCGGAUUUUGUGUGGAAGGAGAAGAGAAGUUACUUGUCUACGAGUUUGUGCCCAACAAAAGCCUCGACUAUUUCCUGUUUGACCCUACAAAGCAAAGCCGACUAGACUGGACGAUACGGAACAAUAUCAUUGGAGGGAUUGCUCGAGGAGUUCUUUACCUUCAUCAAGAUUCACGGCUCACAAUCAUACAUCGUGAUCUCAAAGCAAGUAACAUUCUCUUGGAUGCUAAUAUGAACCCGAAAAUUGCAGAUUUUGGCAUGGCUAGGAUUUUCGGGAUGGACCAAACUCAAGCCAAAACCAGUAGAAUAGUCGGUACCUACGGUUACAUGUCUCCCGAGUAUGCGAUGCGUGGGCAGUUCUCGAUGAAAUCUGAUGUGUAUAGCUUCGGAGUACUGAUUCUCGAGAUUGUCAGUGGCAAGAAGAACAGCGGCCUCUACCAGAUAGACGGCAAUGGAGGCAGUUUAAUCACACACGCUUGGAGACUUUGGAGAAACGGGUCACCGCUAAAGUUCGUGGAUCCAACCAUUGGAGAGAAUUAUCAGAACAACGAAGUGGCGAGAUGUAUGCAUAUCGGUCUGUUAUGUGUUCAAGAAGAUCCAACAGUUCGUCCAACAAUGUCGACCAUCAUCUUGAUGCUCACUAGCAACACCAUCACUCUACCUGCUCCCCGACAACCUGGAUUUUUGUUGCAAAGCAGACAUGAUCAAUCCACACCAGAAUCUCGGUAGAUCUAUCUGUAGACCUCAAUGAUUAUUGACGGGUUUUGCCCUGGAAACGAAAAUCUUUGGCCUUUUGCUCUGUUUCUGUUUCAAUCGAAUCAGUUCUCAGACUU
Tarenaya hassleriana is the source of this 2078-nucleotide messenger RNA. RefSeq names its product cysteine-rich receptor-like protein kinase 11. The record is from RefSeq and is a predicted model, not a curated record. The coding region runs from base 43 to 1974 and encodes 643 amino acids. The transcript has 7 exons. Gene Ontology annotation, molecular function: ATP binding; protein kinase activity. Lineage: Eukaryota; Viridiplantae; Streptophyta; Magnoliopsida; Brassicales; Cleomaceae. Gene Ontology annotation, biological process: protein phosphorylation.